AUGUACACAUUUUAUCGUCAAUAUAAUUCUCUGUUAAAUAUUACUUCUUCAAAUUACCAAGCAAAGAAGUGGUUUCAAAGUAUUAUUGAAGAAUACAAAUUAAAAGAAAUACCUUAUAAUAAUUUGGAGAGGAAGAAAAGAAUAGGACGUGGAGGUUCCGGAACAGUAUAUUUAGCAAAAUCCAGCUUAUUAGAUGAAAAAGAAAAAAUACCAUAUCUUGUAAUGGAAUAUGCAAACAAUCGUACUUUACGAGAAUAUUUACGAAAUAAUAAAUUAGAAUGGUUAGAAAAAAUUCAACUGGCAAGACAAAUAGCUGAAGGAAUGUCCUAUCUUCAUGAUAUAGAUAUUACACAUCGUUAUGAUGCAUCUCUUCCAUUGAAAAUUAUUCAAGGCUUACGUGAAAAACCAAUUCUUGGAACACCUGUACAAUACAUAGAUCUCUAUUCAAAAUGUUGGUAUCAUGAACCAAAUAAGCGUCCUUCAAUGUUAGAAAUCUUUCAACAAUUAAAUUUUUUGGAAUUAGAUCUCAAAUAUGAAGGCACUAAUUAG
Molecule: messenger RNA, 549 nt
Organism: Cetraspora pellucida
Lineage: Eukaryota; Fungi; Glomeromycota; Glomeromycetes; Diversisporales; Gigasporaceae
Source: the annotation of a GenBank genome assembly